This is a messenger RNA of Hipposideros armiger (great roundleaf bat), 8862 nucleotides long. RefSeq names its product FYVE, RhoGEF and PH domain containing 6 (gene FGD6). The coding region runs from base 225 to 4523 and encodes 1432 amino acids. The transcript is spliced from 21 exons. Gene Ontology annotation, molecular function: metal ion binding; guanyl-nucleotide exchange factor activity. The record is from RefSeq and is a predicted model, not a curated record. NCBI's taxonomy places the organism in Eukaryota, Metazoa, Chordata, Mammalia, Chiroptera, Hipposideridae. Gene Ontology annotation, cellular component: cytoplasm.
GCACUGCUCGUGCCCGCCGCCUGCGGCUCGCGCCCGGGAACGCCGCCGGGUCCCCUGAGCCCGCUGCAUCCUUUGUGCUGCGCUUCGGUUGCGCAGCGGGGCCACGGGACGAAAUGUGGACGCUGCGGGGACUUUUCUUUCCUGGCCAAACUCUUGAAACAAUGGACUGUAAGGGAAGCAUGGAUUGAGGGGGGCGAGCGGGGAAGCAAGCUGCUGGGGGAAUCAUGACUUCUGCCGCCGAGAUUAAGAAGCCACCAGUGGCCCCCAAGCCAAGGUUUGUGGUGACAAAUCAUAAGCCAGCCCCACCUCCUGUUGCACCCAAACCCGAUAUUGUGAUGCCUAGUGUUCCACAGUCAACAAAGAAAACCAAACCAGCAAUAGCCCCAAAGCCAAAAGCUCUGAAGGCUUUACCUGUUCGUGACAUGGUGCAGUCACCGUCAAAGAAAAUCACUGUUAACCUGGAAGAGCAUAAACAGGAAUUACCUGAAAGCACUGACAACUCGACUUGCAAAAAUGUGGGGCAUCAGAACAGUGAUUACAUUUUAUCCAUGUGUUCCUGCAGUUCUGAGUGUAUCCAUAAACUUGGGAAUAGAGAGAAUUUAUGUGUAAAGCAGCUUGUCUUAGAGCCCUUAGAAAUGCCUCAAAAUUUAGAAAAUAGUAAAAUUGAUGACUCUUUUUCCACUAUAAAAACAAAGAGUAAAUGUGAUUCUAACGGUGAAACUGUUAAGAGCCAGAGUAGAGUCGGUUUAAAGGCAAGCAUCCUAGAAGAUAAGCUCAAGGACGUUUUAACACAGCGAGCGUCACCUUUUAUUUCCCCACAAAAACACAGAUCCACAGACAACCCAGAAAUGAACGAUGGCUGUAAUCCCAGCAGACAGUUCAGAAUUGACUUUGCAGACGUGUCACCUUCCCGGUCCAGCUUUGAGAAAGCUCCUGAUCACCACUGCCAUCGACAACAUCCUAGCGGUGAAUUUCAGAAUUCUGAAACUUGUCAGGAUGGCUGUGAAAAAAAUACUUGCUUUCAUUCAUCUGAACAAGAAGCUCUGGCAAAUGGCAAAAGAAAUAUGUUUUUAUCUUCAGAUGGAGUUAGUAAGAAAUCAGAUGUCAAAGACCUUGGUCCCUUAGAAAUUCACUUAGUACCAUAUAGCCCCAAAUUUCCAACUCCCAGGCCCAGGAAGACACGCACUGCUCGCCUGUUACGCCAAAAGCACGUUGAUGCUCCCAGUGAAAGCACUGAAGAACCAGAUAAUUUACACAGUAAUUCUUGUCUUCUUGAAGAUAGUUUGAAAAACAAUAAAAUCAGUGUUCUUUAUCAGAAUGAUUUGUGUAACCAGGAACAGGUGGGCAAAGUGAAGCCAGGAAGUAAAAGUGAACUGAAUGUGGAUUCCAACAGCGACAGACAAAACUUCGUUGGUUCAGAGAAAACCAUGUGCCAUGAAACAUCUUCCUCUGAAAAGGGGACACCUCCUUUAGAAAUAGACUCUAAUUUGAGUUCUGACAGCAAGACAGUAGGUGGUUCUAGUACGUCACUUGCUGUGGACAAUGGGGCCAGUUUUAUAAGAUGCACUACUCUAUCUAUGAGCCUGCCUAAGCAGGUGAAAUUUACUUGCAACAAACAUUUACCUGCUGCCUGUAACCUGGGAGUGUCUGUCCCUCAGACACAAAAGGAAUCUACAAUAAAAGAGGAAAGUUCCUCAAAAAUUGCCCCCAAAAAACCUCAAAGACACAGCUUGCCUGCUGCGGGAGUGCUUAAAAAGGCUGCCUCAGAAGAGCUUGUGGAGAAAAGCUCUUAUCCCUCAAAUGAAGAAAAAAUUUCAGAAAAGGAUCCAGAAAGCAACCACCUUGGACCAUUGUGUGCCCGAAACCAUGGUAUGUCAUCCUCUUUUGAUAUGCCUAAACGGACUUCAGAAAAGCCAGUGUGGAAAUUACCUCAUCCUAUUUUACCCUUUUCAGGGAACCCCGAAUCCUUAAAGUCUGUCACCGUAUUCUCAAAUAGUGAGCCUCCUACUGCCCUGACCAAGCCUAGAGCAAAAUCACUAUCUGCUGUGGAUGGCGAAAGGUGCACCAAGCCUUGCAAAGACACUCAAAAGAAAAACUCUUUGAAGAAGUUGCUCAACAUGAAGCUGUCCAUCUGUUUCAUGAAGAGUGACUUCCAGAAAUUCUGGUCCAAGAGUAGCCAACUUGGAGACGCAACCGCAGGCAGCCUCUCCGGUGGGGGUCGACCGGGGAUUGAAAGUGAUUGGCAUGGCUUGUUGGUAGGAGAAGAGAAGAGAAAUAAACCCAUCAAAGCAUAUUCUGCAGAUAACUACAGCCUGGAAUCCCAGAAGAAGAGGAAGAAACCUCGGGGCCAGACCAGUGCAACGCAUGGACCAAGAGCCGAGUCUCUGGAUGACCAAAUGCUCUCCAGGGAGGCAGUGUCUCAGGUGCCUUGCAAAUCUGUGACAAGCAACUGUACGCCUGAGUAUGAAAAUAUACAGCAUUAUGAGGAAAUACCGGAGUAUGAGAACUUGCCAUUUAUUGCGGCUGAAAGGAAAAUUCCAGAGUUGGAAUGGCAGAGUUCCAGCGGCAUGGAGGACCCUGAUGCAAAUGUGUACGAGGUAGAAGAGCCAUACGAAGCUCCAGGUGGUCAGCUGCAACUUGGGCCUACACAUCAGCAUUCCAGCCGCUCUGGAGUAUCCCAGGAGGGACACAAUGAUCUGGAUCUCGGUCUUGGUGACCUUCCCUCGGAUGAGGAGGGAAGCAUCAACAGUUCCGACGAAGACGAUGUCAGCUCUGCUUCUAGUAAAGGGGACCCUGACCUGCUGGGAGAUAAACAGGAUGAAGAAGCUGGAAUAAAAAGCAAAGUCCAUUAUAUUGCCAAGGAGAUCAUGAGCUCAGAGAAAGUGUUUGUGGAUGUGUUAAAACUUUUGCAUAUUGAUUUCCGGGAUGCGGUAGCCCAUGCUUCCAGGCAACUUGGGAAACCAGUGAUUGAGGACCGGACCCUAAAUCAGAUCCUGUACUACUUGCCUCAGCUGUAUGAGCUCAACCGGGAUCUCCUGAAGGAGCUGGAGGAACGAAUGGCGAACUGGACGGAACAACAAAAAAUUGCUGAUAUUUUUGUAAAGAAGGGACCAUAUCUGAAAAUGUAUUCCACAUACAUCAAAGAAUUUGAUAAGAAUAUAGCUUUGCUGGAUGAGCAGUGCAAGAAAAACCCGGGUUUCGCUGCUGUUGUUAGAGAAUUUGAGAUAAGCCCGCGCUGUGCUAAUCUGGCCCUCAAGCACUACCUGCUCAAGCCUGUUCAGAGGAUCCCCCAGUACAGGCUGCUGCUGACAGAUUAUUUGAAAAACCUUUUAGAAGACUCUGGCGAUUACAGAGAUACUCAAGAUGCUCUUGCUGUUGUUAUAGAGGUAGCCAACCACGCCAAUGACACCAUGAAGCAAGGAGAUAAUUUCCAGAAACUUAUGCAAAUUCAGUACAGUUUAAGUGGACACCAUGAAAUAGUGCAGCCUGGACGGGUUUUUCUCAAAGAAGGUACUCUGAUGAAGCUAUCUCGGAAAGUCAUGCAGCCCCGAGUAUUCUUCCUGUUUAAUGAUGCCCUAUUAUAUACAACACCAGUACAGUCUGGGAUGUAUAAACUGAACAACAUGCUCUCACUGGCUGGAAUGAAGGUUAAAAAACCCACCCAAGAAGCAUAUCAGAAUGAACUGAAGAUAGAGAGUGUGGAACGGUCCUUCAUUCUCUCAGCCAGUUCCGCCACUGAAAGGGAUGAAUGGCUAGGAGCGAUUUCCAGGUCAAUAGAAGAGUAUGCCAAGAAAAGAUUCACAUUUUGUCCCAGUAGGAGUCUCGAUGAGGCUGACUCAGAAAAUAAAGAGGAAGCUAGUCCCCUUGGGUCGAAGGCUCCCAUCUGGGUUCCCGAUACCAGAGCCACAAUGUGUAUGAUCUGCACAAGUGAAUUUACUCUGACCUGGAGGCGACACCAUUGCCGGGCCUGCGGAAAGAUUGUAUGCCAAGCUUGUUCAUCAAAUAAGUAUGGCUUAGAUUACCUGAAAAAUCAACCAGCAAGAGUAUGUGAACAUUGUUUCCAAGAACUACAGAAAUUAGAUCACCAGCACUCUCCUAAGAUCGGAUCUCCUGGAAAUCACAAAUCUCCUUCAAGUGCCUUAUCCUCCGUCUUACAUAGUAUCCCAUCAGGGAGGAAACAGAAAAAAAUUCCAGCUGCUCUCAAAGAAGUAUCAGCAAACACAGAAGAUUCUUCUAUGAGUGGCUAUUUGUACAGAUCAAAGGGCAAUAAAAAACCUUGGAAACACUUGUGGUUUGUCAUAAAAAACAAAGUACUAUAUACAUAUGCUGCAAGUGAGGACGUGGCAGCUUUGGAAAGUCAGCCUUUACUAGGAUUCACUGUCACUCAAGUCAAAGAUGAGAACUCAGAGUCUAGAGUAUUUCAAUUACUGCACAAAAACAUGGUAUUUUAUGUAUUCAAAGCAGAUGAUUCCCACUCGGCUCAGAAGUGGAUAGAAGCAUUUCAGGAAGGCACAAUAUUGUAGCAGUAUUGGUUUCAUCUCUUCUGUGAUUCCAAAAGGGUUGAAUUUCAUCAUAAUGGAGUAAAUGCAGUACAAAAAAAUGUAUAUAAAUGAACACUGCCAAGAUAAAUCCAAACCAUCAAAUAUGAGAAAUUAUAAUUUUUUAAAAUGUUUGUUUUUUCAUGUAUGUUAUUUAUUAAAAUUUUGAUGUUUACUUAAUGGUCAGAGUUACUUCUGAAAUUCACACUGAAUUCUACAGUAACUUUUCUUUAGAAACCAGAGAAGUUAUCUUAACACUGUACACUAUAUUCUGUUUGUGACACAAUCCACACUAUUUUCUCAAUGUUUUUUACAGUAUUACAUUGUAAUAACAUUCUCACUAGUGGUGAGUCUUUGCAAAUAAAAAACACACAUCAAAGAGCAAGUUUCCAUGCAGUGUUUAGUUUAGAAAUUAUAAUUAAACUGCCGAUGACAAAAAUGCAUGUCUUUGAAUCAAUAAACUAUGAUGAUCUUUUUGUAUCUUUUGAUGGAAAAACACGUGGCCAACUUCUACCUCAGUAACUGUGAAAUGAAAUUCCAUUAAAUUAUCUAAAGUAUUUCUACUGUGAUGUACCUCUUUUGGCAUGAGAUAAUGUUACAUCAUCCAGGAAUCAGAGCAAAGGGAUAGAAUCUGAAUUUUUACUUAACUGAACUAUGAGUGGGAAAGAGAUUUUCAUUUGGAGAGGAACACAAAUAAUCAACUCUACAGCCUAUACAUUAAGUCUAAUCUUUUCUUAAAAGCUACCAGUUCAACACAAAUACAAGUGUAUUAUUUUUUUAAAAAGCAAAAUAUGGCAAGCAUUAUAUUAGAUAACGUCCCUUGCUAUUGUUAAGUGUUCUGAGCCCAAGCCAUUGGUGGUAUUUAUAUCUAAAAAGAAUGUUACAUUUCCUAUAAUAUUGUGUUUUAAAAAAUGAACUGGAAUUACCAUAUCAAAAAAGCACAAAUGCUAAGCCAGUAUUAAUUGAAGUUGUAUUUUUUUUGAAGAUUUUUUAAUACCACUCUGUGUUAUUUCUUUCCUAGUAAUUUUUAAAAUAAAAAAAGGCCUUUAUUUCCUUAACCAAUUGUCAGUGUACCUCAUUAGGAAAGACUUAUAUUCAUAAUUCUGGUGCACUUAUUGUUUAUCAUAGAAACUACUUUGUAAAUAAAAUUAUUGAUUCCCAGAAGAAAAAUGAAACUAACACUAUUUUCCAGAUGUCUGUAAUAUACAUUUAUUGACUAAGCUUAAGCUACAUAUAAAUUCUCUUAAGAGGUAAGGUGAUCCAUAGAAUAUUUCAUUCAAGAGCACAAGAAUAUUCCUUUCUUUUACAUAAAGGACUUCCUAAUUCACUGUGAUAUUUGUGAUUGCCAAGAGAAUUAGAGUGCCUUUUUGAAGACUUUUGCAUGUUGUUUGUUACAGCACCAGAGUCCCUAUUAAAUCUAGAGUUGGCCGCUGUGGUCUUUUCUGGCUAUUGCUUCUUAUGGAAUCAUUGUAAACCCUGUUGCAACCUCACACACAAAUUCACAUGCUAUCUCCCAAGUCUUUCUGCUACUAUAGGUAAACUAGUACUUCUUUGCAGCUUAAUCAAGGUGGCGUAAAUUAGGCUUCCAUGUUAAAAUCCCUGCAGUUUUCAGUGUAUGCUUUUUGGAGACCAAGGUUAUACCUUAUAAAGUAUUUCCUUCUGCUUCAUUGGGGCUAGCAUUUUGCAAAACAUUAAGCUAUUUGGAGUUCUCCCUCCUCUUGAGUUCUUAACCCCACUACAAGAUUUCACUUAAACCUCACAAUCUUAAAAAACAUCAGCCAGGCUAUUCUACCUUCCAACAGCUGGCUGAGUCUAGAACCAGUUAUAAAUCUAAAUAGAAGCAACACUGCACAGACUUCUAGUAAUUCUAAUUACAUGUGAAACUCAUGUAUGAAACUCAUGGGGCUUAGCCCCAUGGAGGGUGUUUUAUAAAAAGCCUUUUGAGGGAGCUAUCAGAUUACCUCCCCCCAUACUCUCCAUAAAGAUGUUUUAAAUGUGGAAUUGUAUUACAUUCCCUUUCCCCUUAUCAAUCCUCAUAACUUACUAAAGCUGAUCAAUUAUUUAUUUAACCUGGCUCAUUCAAUGUUAACUGAGAAACCUAAUUAUAUACAUUUUAUUGUAAAGCUACUUUGAAAAAUAUCUUGAUAGCUAACAUUUUAAAGAAAAAAAAAGGUAUUUAUUGGGUGCAUUCUGUAAAUGAGGAAAUAUAAAUAGUACCUAGGUCCCAGGAAUAAUGUAUGUAUGACACUGAUACACGUGCUUCCAUCAAACCCUUUCAGUAUCUCCUUUUAUUCAUAAGGAGGAGAAAGAGCAGUUAUAAAACUAAGCCAAAAAGGAUGCUGGGAGUAACCCAGACAAGAGGCCAGGCUAAACCAGGGGAAAGCUGGCGUUCUGACUGUGUUAGCCUCCCAGUGUUCCUCCUUUAUCUGUGGCAGCUGUCAGUGUAGAGUACCCACCAGAGCCCUAGGAAAGUGAGAAAGCUUAUCUAUGGCAUCACCCCACAUUUCUGAACCUCUCCAACCUCUUACCCUGUGCCUUAAUAUGUUCAGUAUCCUAUUGUUCUUAGCCCAAGAUACUUAUUUCUUCGUCAAACCAAAAGUUUGAGUAUGUAAUGGCAUUUCUUAAAAUGAGAUCAUCAGAGCAAACUUUGUUUAAUAUAAAGCUAUAAUGAAACAGCUACGUGAAGAAAAAAUGAAAAGCUUUGUUAGGCAAAUGUGUUUUUAUAUUUGAUUGGUAGAAUAUAUCCAGAAAUAGGGAAAGCCUGCUAUUUAGUAACUUAAUUAAAAUGUAAAUAGCAUAUAUCGAUAUCUUGGGGCAUGCUUUCGUUGUACUCAGUUUUUGAUGUUUGAAGUCUUUUGGAGUCAAUGGCAUUUCCAGAGAGAUAAAUCCUAUUUCUCUUACUAUACUGUACACUCCUUGAAGGCAGGUACUAUGUCUAAUAUAUCGGUUUCUCAUAAAACACCUACCCUGUGUUUUAAGAGAAAAUAUUUGUUGAAUAUUGUUGGAAUGUGUUUCUUCUACACGUGAAGACAGGAUUCUUGUCAUCUACAACAGAAACACAGCCCCCAAAAUGCCCUCACUAUUCCUCAGGUCUUAGACCUACUCUUUCCAUCAUCCUGUAAGGCCCUAUUUGCAACUAAGAAGGACAUCUACACAAGUCCUUAAUUUAAGCAUUUUAAACUUUACAUUAGUAAAACCAGCUAACUUUCUUUUCAUUCAAAUCUGCUUCUUUUCUUCUGAACUGGAAAAACACCCUUCUAGGCUCCAGAAUCUGCCUCCAGGUCUCAGCAGGACCCUCUGCAAUUGCUCUUGUAUCCUUUCCAUCUUCGCUGCCCUUCUAUUAUUGCGUCAACCCUGGCUCAAGUCCUUGCUACCUCUUCCCAAUGACUGGAAUAACGUUUCUUCUCAUUCCAGUUCCUUCUUUGCAUGGUCCCAUUUUAAACACUGCCAGAGCCAUCUUUUAAAGCAUAGCUCUAGUUUCAUCCGGGCUCUUUGUAACCUUCAUGGGCUCCCCAGUGGCUUGGCAUGGAACACUUUUCCCUCAGGUAUCAUACACUCCAGCUAACCCCAACCCAGCCUUGCUCGGUUCACACUUUUUUCUCACACUCCUCCACUGCCAUUUCUGCCUAUUUAUUCAAGACUUCUCUGUGAAGCUGAUCCUAGUCCUUUUUGUACCCUAUUCCUUCAGACUAGAUCUAGUCUUUCCUUCCUCUAUGCCCUAUAACUUUUACCUCCUAAACAAACUUUCUUAUGGUGCUAAUUACAUUCUAUCCUUGAGAACAACAACUGUAUCUUGUUCAUUUGAGAUUCCCCUCAGCAUCUGGCAGAAUGUCUUGCAUGCACUGGAUAUUCAAUAUUUGUGUGGUGAAUUAAAUUAAUUGUGUUUUGGUUUUUUUUCAGUGCAUCCAAUGCACAAAUAUCAUUCUGGAGCCUCUGCCACUUUUAAUGUUAUUUUAUAAAGGAAAAUCUUAUCUAUAACUUUUCCCCCUUUAAAAGUGAUACCUAAUUUCUAGGUUUUUUUUAAAGAUAAAGGUGGUAGUAAAUUUUCAAAAAGGCUCAAUAUAUCAAAUUCCCCUUUUUUGAGGGGAGGAGGGAGGGAUGAAGAGGGGCAGCCUUUUAUGAGUUGAUCAUACCAUGUUAAGAACCAAUCUUGAAAUGCUAUUGUUUUUUUAUUUCUAGAAAACACUUUUUACUUAAAGUGAUGUUUUUAUCUUAUUGUCCAUAUAGAGAUAUAGAUCCUUUAUAAAUAAAAUGUUAGCAUUGUAAAUAAUGUUAAUAUGUAUUAUAUUUAUACAAAAUAAAUUCCUAUCUACUUUUGGUGUGA